Aspergillus costaricaensis CBS 115574 is the source of this 1293-nucleotide messenger RNA. RefSeq names its product HVA22/TB2/DP1 family protein. The record is from RefSeq and is a predicted model, not a curated record. Bases 245 to 1216 code for a protein of 323 amino acids. The transcript is spliced from 3 exons. Lineage: Eukaryota; Fungi; Ascomycota; Eurotiomycetes; Eurotiales; Aspergillaceae.
CUCUACUACCACCUUAUCCUCCCUCCUGGAAUCUGCAGGCCAAUCCGCUAAGAAUCUUCAAGCAAUAGACUUUUCUUGCGGCUGGCCGCUCUCCUUUGUGUCGGUCCGUUGGUCGCGUGAAGCUUCUGCCCCGCAAUCCAGCAGCAGCUCAGCUUACCGAUAAAUUCUUUCCCCCCUCCUAGCACCCUUUUCUCCAAAGGAACCCAGUUCAGCAAACGGAUCGAACUGUUAACAAUCGCCCAUCAUGUUCGGUAUCAUUGCGGACCUUUUGUCCUCAAUCAUCACGAUCCUGCUUCCUAUAUUUGCUUCCUUCAAAGCCCUCCGGACUGGCGACCCUUCCCAGCUGGCACCAUGGCUCAUGUAUUGGGUCGUUCUGUCGGCCGUGCUGAUGGCGGAGUCGUGGACGGUCUUCAUUCUGGGAUGGUUUCCGUUCUAUAGCUGGAUCCGACUCUUCUUCUUCUCCUAUCUCGUUCUCCCCCAAACGCAGGGAGCUCGGAGUCUAUACCAGGAAUAUGUCGACCCCUUCCUUGAGCACCAUGAGCGUGAAAUCGAGGAAUUCAUUGGCCGCAGCCAUGAGCGUGCCAAGGCUCUAGGACUUCAGUAUUUCUACCAAGCCCUAGACUACGUCCGGGAAAAUAUUCUGGGCUUGCCGGCCCAACGUCCCGCAUCUCCUCCACCCCCGACUGGCCCGGCUGCCUAUGCGCAGUCGCUCUUGUCCCGGUUCAAUAUUCCCACAGCCGCUGGAGGCUCUGCCCCAGCCACAGGCAACGACUGGCUCUCUGCCAUCGGCUCUGCGGUCGCUUCAGUUGCAUCUGGCAAGAGUGCUGAAGCACGCGGGGAGGAGCUGUCUGCCAGCGGAACACUACUGCCACGGGAGGUCGCGUCCAUGUCCCGUGCGGAUAAGGCCAAGUAUAUCUCGAGCCAAAGAGACAUGUUGGAAGUGCUGCGUAGCGCUCUGGCCAAGGAGGAGCGCGACCUGCACAGUGCAGGCGCAGAGGUGGAUGACCUGGCGUACGGUGGUGCACCGCUCCGAAAGAACCGCAGCGAGAACUCUUUUACUCAUGUGGAGCAUGAGGAUACUCAGGAACGCUCGUCCGAUGCGCAUGGCCGCACAAGCAGCGGAAACUGGGCCUCUGGUUGGUUUGCAGGUGGGGAGCAAGCUGGAUCCUCGGGUGUAGACCAUGGGAACGAGGGCGCAAGAAGUCGGGCUCACUGAAUACCUAGACCAAGCAGACAGUUCUCUUGCAUGAGACUAGCACUCUUUCUCAAUGAAAAAGCAAGAUUGAUAGGGCG